Molecule: messenger RNA, 1398 nt
Organism: Glossina fuscipes
Lineage: Eukaryota; Metazoa; Arthropoda; Insecta; Diptera; Glossinidae
Gene: mago
Product: protein mago nashi
Exons: 2
Coding region: 651-1094 (147 amino acids)
Biological process (GO): RNA splicing
Cellular component (GO): exon-exon junction complex; catalytic step 2 spliceosome; nucleus
Source: RefSeq, a predicted model, not a curated record
UGUUAAUUCAACUUGAAGCUUUGAAAAAAGCAAAUAUAUAGUCAAACAGUUUAUGAUUUUUAAAGUUUUAAAAAUUUACGAUGACAAACGUUGGGAAUAAAAAGUUACUUUUUCGAUGAGUCAUAUUAUUUGUGAUAACGACAAUUAUUAAUGGGAAGGUGAGCGAAUUUACAAGGUGGGUCGUAAAUAUUGCUUGUCUUCUUAUAAAAUUUCUUCUUAAGAAGCUUGACCAAAUGUGAUGUGACCAAAUAUAAAAUUUAAUCUAAGAUGUGACUAAAUUCAGACAAGAUGUGACCUAAGACUUGACUAAGACUUGACCUUUAAAAUGUACUGUCUACACUCUGAAAGAAAAGAAUUCUUUGGAUACCUACGGUGUAAAUAAGGAUUAAUGACUUGGAAAAUUUUCUAUUGAUAAUGUCAAACGUAAACAACAAAUUACCGCUUGAUGUUUGCGGCGUAGUUUAUUGCUCUUACAGUUCACGGCACUUUAAUUAUAGAAAAAAACUUGGAUGCACUUUAACGCCAUUACUACAAAUAUUUACAACCCUGACGGCGUUAUUGGACUUUCUGACGUUUAGAUGGUCAGGUGGAAAUUAGCGCAUAAAUAAGUGUUGAAUGUGUUGAAGAUAUUUACUAAAUUUUAUUUAAUAAUGUCUACGGAAGAUUUUUACUUACGUUAUUAUGUUGGCCAUAAAGGAAAGUUCGGUCACGAGUUUUUGGAAUUUGAAUUCCGUCCUGAUGGUAAACUACGCUAUGCCAACAACUCCAACUAUAAAAACGAUACAAUGAUUCGUAAGGAAGCAUUUGUGCAUCAAUCCGUAAUGGAGGAAUUGAAACGUAUAAUUAUGGACUCAGAAAUAAUGGCAGAAGACGAUUCGCCAUGGCCGCCACCGGAUCGCGUUGGAAGACAAGAGCUGGAAAUUGUGAUUGGCGAUGAGCACAUAUCCUUUACAACUUCCAAAACUGGUUCAUUAGUGGAUGUCAACCGUUCGAAAGAUCCCGAAGGCUUACGUUGCUUUUAUUAUUUAGUGCAGGAUCUUAAAUGUUUAGUUUUUUCACUCAUCGGCUUACAUUUUAAAAUUAAACCAAUAUAAAAAGUAUUGCAUUCAUUUGACGAAUAUUUAUUCAUUUUCCAGUUUUUGUUAUUCUUAGCAAUUACGUACACAUUAGCGAACUUAAUGAAAUAAUAUUUUUUAAUAAAAUUAAAUAAUUAUAUAUUAAUAUUUAUUAGCGAUAUUAACACAGACUUUAUUACAUGCUCAAUUAUGUAGAAAAACAGAGUUGCAUUCCAUUUUGCUUUUUAUCAGGUGUACGAAACCGCAGUAUAUGCUUUUUGAGAUUCAUACAAAGAUCGAAUAGAAAUCGGAAAAAGGAAGCUAAACAAAUAAAAUUAAAUGU